This is a messenger RNA of Pelobates fuscus (common spadefoot toad), 7707 nucleotides long. RefSeq names its product zinc finger FYVE-type containing 26 (gene ZFYVE26). The record is from RefSeq and is a predicted model, not a curated record. The transcript has 40 exons. Gene Ontology annotation, molecular function: metal ion binding; phosphatidylinositol-3-phosphate binding. Bases 1 to 7596 code for a protein of 2531 amino acids. Gene Ontology annotation, cellular component: centrosome; midbody; lysosomal membrane. Gene Ontology annotation, biological process: regulation of cytokinesis; mitotic cytokinesis; double-strand break repair via homologous recombination. NCBI's taxonomy places the organism in Eukaryota, Metazoa, Chordata, Amphibia, Anura, Pelobatidae.
AUGUCGGACGCACAGGGCUUAGACCGUGUCACCUCUCUAAGGCGCCUCCGAGGCUUCUUCCGCCGGUGCCUGAGGCGGGGGCAGUGGCAGCUUGCUCUGUCCUGUGUACCCCUAUUAUACCAGGCUCCUGAAGCCAAUAAGACGGAGGAGAUCUUGAGAGCCCUGGUAACUGUUCCCCAUUUACUAAGAUGUGAUGAAAACCACACUCCUGAGCAGUUAUCCUGGUUCUGGCUUAGUGCUUUGAGUGAGUGGUUUCAAUGGAGUAAGGCUGUUCUUCCUGUUUUACUCAAAAAUGAAACUGAAUUUCUUUUCUUACUGGGCGAGUUGGAAUGCAACAUUUUAGAACAAGUUCAUAAGGAGUUGCAUGAUGCGUUUUUACACAGUCAACAUGAAUCUAAGGAAAAUAGGAAUGAAGGACCGGGCCCACAGCUCAGCCAUGAAACCAUCACUGUUUUACAAGAUGUUCUGUCUAAAAACCCACGACUAACACAAGCUAUCUUUCAGUUUUUACUUGUUGAUGAUGGCCACACAUCUGCACUGGAAUAUAAUAAUAGCUUGCACAGAAUUUCAGUGGACUAUCUCUUACGCUUGUUAACAUCUCUUGAACACCUCCAACAUAGUGAUCAAUCCAAGACACAUCUAGAAGAACAGAGAGCAGAGCAGAUUUACAACAUCUUAAGCACUAUGCACUUUAAUGUGGAACAUCAAGCGAUUGACUUGAAACACUUGUGUGAAGAACUCUAUAGAGCCUGUCGGAGAAAGAGAAAUGUUUUGAUUGAAGAAGACGUACAAGGAUGUAUGCUACGAAAACACAACUAUGGAUUAAUUCGUUUGUAUGGAAGUGUGGCUAGUGAACAAAUAAAGGAACAAAUCCUUAUGUGGAAUGCUAUAGAAAAAGUUGGUGAUCUCUCUAAUAGUGAGCGAGCUAUCCUUGCCUUAUUCAGUAACCCUGAGCAAUCUGACCCCUGGAAGGCUGCCUAUUUCUAUUGCUGUUCCACUGGAAAACACUUUCUGGAGCAGAUUGUGCUUACUGCCUUAGCUUUGAUAAAGAAGGAAGACUUCUACAAUUUGGAGCUGCUUUUGAAGAAAGAAUUUAAACCGCUUCGACGUCUCCUUGUGCUGUUAGGAUGGGGUCACUGUCGGAGUAUUGAAGCAGUAAAUUCUCUUCUGUGUGCUCUCCAUCAAGGAAAAGAUACUUGCAAUGAUUUAGUGUUUAAAGAAGUCUGUGAUGGAUUGAUGUUUCAGGUUGAUGCUUUAAGAUGGUGCAUAGAACAUAACAGUCAGAGUAUUCCUAAAAAAACUCUCUUACGCCACUUGAACAGUAUAGAGAGCCAAUCAGCCUUGUAUAUACUGCAUCACCUGACUAACCUGGCAGAGGUAAACGAGGACGACGUGCUUAAGCUCCUGCGGGCAGAACCCUCCAUUGGAAAAGGAGGAGAUGAUGCAAGCAUCUCCCUGCAGCAACACAACAGUGCUGUGUUUCAGGCAUUUUGUGCUAUAAAAUAUGCGAUUUAUGCAAUCUCUCUCAAUGCUCAUAAGAGCGUCCGAUCCAAGGGCUGCCAGCAGAGCUUUCUGAGUGGAUCCACAACAAGCACUGAGGUUCUCAAUAUUCCAGAGGAGUCAGUUCCAUCACAAGAUGGCUCUAAGAUGUAUGAACAAUCCAAGGACUGCCAAGAGAGCUUUCUGAGUGGAUCCACAAAAAGUACGGAGGUUCUCAGUAUGCCAGAAGAGUCCAUUAAAUCACAAGAUGAUUCUAAGCUGUUUGAGCAUUACUUAUCAAAGUGCCAGUAUUAUUUACAACUAUUACCGGCUCAUUUGAAGCUGGAACUGUUGGAGAACAUUUUCUCUCUUUUCUUUGUGUCACUAAAUGACUUGAACACCAGCUCCUCACAAUCUGAUGACUGUGCUAUGGAGCAAAAUGAAGACUACGUACAUCUCAAUAUUGAAAGGCCAAUAAACUUGGAUAGUAGAGAAUAUUCUCAGGUUGUCGUAUCUGCAAAACAGACUCACCACAGCGAAGGCUCUAUUAACAGUAUUGAUUUGUCUGAUGUUUCUGAAACCUCUUCCUUUUCUGAUGUGGAAAACGCUGAAAAGAUUUCACAUGGAUUCCUCAGAAAUAAUUAUUUAGACCUGGAACAUUUCACUAGAGAAUUGUCAGGGUUUGUAGUUGAUGAAUUGUCCAUGGAUGCGUUUUUGAAAAUGUUAAAAGAAAACAUUGAAGAACUGAAAGACUUCAUUUCAUUGUGUGGAGAUAACCUUAAUGAAGAGCAAACGUUGAAUGAAUGUUGGUCCAACUCUACAUUCAAAAAGGAUUUCAAUUGUAGAAUACUUCAGUUAUCUAAAUAUAUAUCAGAAGCCCAGUGGCGAUACAAGGUUGUGAUGAGCAACAGAAGUGCAUGUAGCAAGUCAGCUGGUUUUACUGCCAGGGAUGGCACAGAUAACCGAACACAAGCUCAAGAACAAAAUCUGAUUCCCAUGAUGCUCUCCUCACCUGAAUGUUUGCUUGUGUCAUGUAUAUUGAGAGGGAACUACACAGAAGCGCAUCAGGUUGCACUGAUGUACAAUCUGCAACAUUCGUCAAGUUACAGUGAGUUAAAAUUCAUGGAAUGCUAUGAGGAAGUGAUGCGAGAACUUGCUAGGCUUGAGCAAAAAAUAGAAAAUCAGAUCUCAGAGGCCAACAUUAGCAAGCCGAGUAAUAGUCGCUCUACUCUCAAAGCCAUUGGAAAUGCAGCAGCUGCAGGCAUGGUGUCGUACUCUAUUUCAGAUGUAAUGGAUAAAUUACUGACCCCAGGAGAAGGGCGAAUACCUGCAUUACAUGAUGAUUUCUGGAUAAAUAGCGCUAGAUUAGAGAAGGUUAGUUCUUGGAGGUGUGUGAUAGAAGAACUGAUUCCCUCGGCAAUGACCACUUUUGAUCUGGCCUGCACUCAGGCUCGUGUCUGGAAAACUUGCAAACAACUGCUUGAAACUGCAGAAAGAAGACUGCAUAAUCACUAUGAAAUAAAAGGCAGCAAGCAGUUUCCUAUAAUUAAUUAUCCAGAAGGUAUACGUGGCUUUCCAUCAGUCCUUCAGCAAAUUAGUAAAAUCAUUACUUACCCGUGUCCUGCUCCAGUACAAGAUGAAUUAGGAGAUAAAAUAAGCAACCAAUUCAAGUGUAACAUUACAGAGAUUUUGCACACUUGCUAUGCAGUAAUGUCCGAUGAGUAUAUUAUUCGCAAUAUUACACUUGACCGUGAGCGGGAACAAAUUCUCCUUUGUCUUAAAGCUGCAAUAUCUGUUCAUGAAGCAAAAGGAAAUCUGAUCCAAACAUUACUGGAUCAGUCCUCUACAAAACCCCAAGAAGUUCAAUCGCAUCCUGUACGCCAGGAGAUGUCACUUCUCUUGAACAAUCUGGAUGAAUGCGAAAGGUCUCUUGAGAACCAAAUCCAUAAGUCUCAGUAUAUCAGAAGCUUUUUCACACAUAUGGACACUUUAGCCAAAGUUAUCAUUCAAAGCAUAAAUACAGAACUUGAUACAUCUCUAGAUCUGAAAACUGGAAAUCCUUUUGUUCUUCUACAACAAAAACCUGCUCAGUUGAUUUCUUACUUGCUGUUUGAAAAACAAGUACAAGCAGAAAGGUUGUCUUCACUACUGGAGAAAGAAAAUAUUGAGCUAAAUUUAGGGCGGGUUAUACUGGAUUGUUGCUGUGAGCCAUUGUCCAUUUGUAGGACAAUGAAGACUGUCCAGACUCAGUUGCUCUUGAUUGGUAUUGGACAAAUGACUCAGCAAUGUUUGAAUACUUGUUUACCAGACAUAUGUAUCCCACUUCUCAAGUGUGACAAGGAUAGAGAAGCCAGUUCUUCCUUUAAGCAAACUGUGUCUGAUUCUAGCCAGUACAGUAUCACAGCAUCCAUCCUAAACUUCUUAAAAUCAAAGUCAAAUAUAACUGCAAUUAUUGCCUGUCUGAGUGCUUCCAAAAUUCAUAAAGCCCCAAAAUCAGGUCUGUCCUGGAUGGAAUUAAUAGGCAACAAGAAAGAAAGUCCACUGGAAAUGGAAUACAUUGCAAAGGAAUGUGAACUGCUCCUUUCUGAGUUUCUAGUUCUUCAAAGGUUUUUGUCCACCAUGUCUGCGCCAUUUGUGGAUGACUAUACUGAGGGCAAUGAAUAUAACCGGUCUAUCUGUGGCAAGAUUUGCAGUUCCUUGAUUCUCCUAGGUUUUCACUACCCUGCUGCAAAUGAAGUAAUUAUGGAAGCUUUCCAGAAAGCCGUUACUGAAAAGAAUUGGAAAAAGGUUUUGCAGAUUUUAGAUUUGCAUAUUGGUGAACUUGAAGACUUUGCAGGAGUGAAAGACGCUCUCUUGUGCUGUGCUGCUGCUGAAGAGGCAGAUGGCUGGAAAUACAUUUUUGCGGUUGAAGACCCUGACUUAAGAAGUAAACUUGCCCUUCACUUUCUUGACAAGUGGCCUCUGGAAGCAUGUCAAGAGAUCCUUGGAUAUUGUUUCUGUGAGCCACACAUUGCCGCUGAUUUGAAACAAGACCUGCAGAACAAAAUAAAGGAACUGGAGAUUUAUCGCAAGAUUCUCACUCUGAAAGAUGAUGUUUGGGCAAAUUGGCAGGAUUUAAAGAAGAACUGUGUAGACAAUCCACAUACAAUCAUUGCUAUUAUACUGGAAGCUAAGGACUAUGAGUUAUGUGAGGACUGGAGUCUCUUUUAUCCAAUUCCAACAGAACUAUUAACCAGUCUUCAUGGAGAACACCUCCUGCAUUUAUUGCACAUCAAAGACACUGAAAGAUCCCUACAGCUGUUGCAGAGGAUAAAAGACCAGAAUUUGCAGCUUGCAGUCACUGAACAGGCGUUACUUCAAAAUCCUGGCACUUUUGCUUGCCAUUUCUUGUCUGAUUACCUACUGUCCCAUUUUCAAAAUAGACUUGCAGAAACACGUCAACAUGAUAUACAAAAUAUGCAUAUGGGUUCAAAGGUACUGCUUCUACUUCCGGAGUCUGCUCAUCCAAGCUAUGAACAUCUCCUGUCCAGCCCACUCCUUCUCAUAGAGCAAUUGCUGAUGAAUAUGAAAAUUGACUGGGUUUCUGUUGCAGUGAAUGCUCUGCAACAGCUACUGGUCGAACCCAGUUCAAGUCUUUCAACGGAAGAUGUAGACAAAUUACUCACACUAUAUGCAGGAAAAGCUUUGGCCAUCCCAUUUUCAUUUCGUGAAAGGAAACCAGAUACUGUGAGUCGAAAUCCAGAUAGCUACAGUCAGUUAUCAGAACCUGAACCUAUUACACCGUCUUCACCAGCAGACCAACCUGGUUCCUCUUUGGCUGAUUGGUCUCGCUUUCAGACACCUCCGGGUCCUCCAGAAAAAUUCUUAAGGAAGAACAAGUCUUCUCCAGAGUUUGUGCCACCCGAUACACCACCAGCAAAAGCUCAGUGGAUACCAGAUGAAACAGAAACUAUCUGCAUGGUCUGUAAAAAUGAGAGGUUUACUAUGUUUAACCGUAGACACCAUUGCCGGCGGUGUGGGAGGCUUGUUUGCAGCUCCUGUUCCAUGAAAACAAUGGUGGUAGAAGGGUGUCGUGAGAACCCAGCACGUGUGUGUGAUCAGUGUCAUGAUUAUUUCUCUUCAAGCAUUAUACCUGAAGAAGACCCAGAGCAAAAUCAAGAAGGUCUGGUUGUAAACUUAGCAGAAGUUCUAAAGUUAUCAAAGUCUCAAGAAAUACAGUGGCUGUUAACACUUGAUGAGCAUGAAAAUGAAAUGGAACGGAGUGAGUUUUAUUAUGAACAGGCUCCGAGUGCGUCGUUAUGUACAGCCAUCCUUAACUUGCAUUCAAAAUGCGAAGAGUGUGGAUACCAGUUGAUUGAACAUUGCUGCACGUUAUCCAAAGGACUGACUAAUCCUGAGAUGGAUUGUAGACUGCUUUUGGACAUCAUGAGAAAUUUGUUGUUCAGUGCCAAGAUGAUAUUUGUAAAAGCAGCAAGGAGCCAAGACCUUGAACUGUGUGAUAGCUACAGCAGUAAGGUGGAUUUAUUGAAGAUUUUAGUAGCAGCAUCAUACAAGGACAUUCCCUCUCUAGAUGAGAUUGUAAGGCCGGCUGCUGUAAUUAGGUUAAGGAACCGUCUUUUGGAAGCAGAGUAUUAUAGUUUAGCAAUUGAGGUGUCUACCAAAACAGGACUUGAUCCUGCAGGUGUUUGGCAUGCCUGGGGCAUGGCUUGUCUUAAAUCUGAUAAUUUACCUGGAGCAAGGGAAAAAUUUAGUAGGUGUUUCAAAGCACCUCUGGAUCUUAACCAAAAGAAUGUUGGAUCAAAGCUGUUGGAGGAUGUUGUUCAGUACCUUGAGACUGCAGCCAAACCAAUCCUCUUGGUGAAGGAUGAUGACUAUUUUGCAACCCUUAAAGAGCUUGAAAACACUUUGAAAACCCGUUGCAUAUGGUAUGAAAUGAUGCCUGAGGGAAAGAUAAAAAAUAACACCUACUACCAGGAAUGUUUGCAUUACCUUCAUACCUACGGCACCCACCUAGAGAUUAUAAAGUUUUACAUGCGCCGUGAGCUCAUGCGUGAAGCAUUGCUGUAUUUAUUAAAUAAGGAUUGUCCUGCUGAUAUUUUCAUUGAAGGAGUUUUUGUGCCGAGUUAUGAAAGUGGCAAGUUGCAAGCGCUGGAAAACCUGAUUAAAUAUAUUGACUCCACUUUGCAAUCCUGGAGCAGCUAUCUGAUUGAAGUGUGUAAAUACCUCCAACAGAAGAACUUCUAUAAUAUCCUUUAUGAACUUCAGCAAUUUAUGAAGGACCAUGUACGUGCGGCCAUGACCUGCAUAUAUUUUUUCUCUUACAAAUCGAAGAACUACCAAGACCUAGGACAUAAUCAAAAAUGGCUGAUCAAAUCAAAGGAGCAUCUCAAAACAUAUUUGCAAGAUUUGUCUCGAAGCAGUAGGAAAAAAUCCUUUGACACAUUUAGGAAAAAAAUGUCUCCAUCUGAAGUCUCCAGACACAUCAAUACAAUUGAACUACAGAUGGAAAUUACAAGGUUCUUGAAAAAAUAUCAUUUUUCAGAGACCACAAAUGUCUCCAGCAAACCACCGCCAACACUUUUUGGCAAUAGCUCCAUGAUGAUUGAUGUAGCAUGUAAGGUCAUUUUAGGGGGGAAAAACGUGGAAGAAGGAUUUGGAAUAGCUUUCCGUGUCAUCCAGGACUUUCAGUUGGAUGCAACAAAAGUAUACAGUAAAGUGUGCAAAGAGCUGGCACAAAGGAAACAUUAUUCUGAAAUAUUGCAACUUGUGAAGUGUGUCAGCGAAUCUGGCGUUGCUUCAGAGAGUGACUGUGAUCAAAUUAUACUAAAAUGUGUAGAAGACAUUGUGGACGGGAACUUAGAUGAACUUGAAAAUCUUAUUCGAGAAGUAAAAAAUGAUGAUAACAAGAUUAAGGCAUACUUGAAGUGUCACUCACUUCGCUCUGCUUUUUUGACGGCCAUAAAGCUGGAACCUACCAAAGCCUUCCCCAUCAUACAGGAGGUUUGUGACAUGUCCUACAAAUUAGGGCAAAUGCGUGUUCACGAAAUAUCCUUUAAAUGGCUUGAAGACUACGAACUAAUGACCAAGGAAGUGAAUAAAAGAAGCACAAAGAAGUAACUGCUUUUAGGGAAAAAUACUUAAGCAUAAAUUGGUGCUCCAAAUUCUAGUGUACAAAAAAUAAUAAUUUAUAGAAAUGUAAGUUUGUCAUCAAGUACUGUAAAUACGUGA